CGCCUGCAUUUCGCGCGAAAGCUUGGCUGGUCCACGCAAACAUCUCUCUCUCUCUCUCUCUGUGUGUGUGUGUGUGCACACGUGCUCGAGCAGAAUACCGCCACGCAGCUUCUUUCUUGGACAGCCAGUCGUCGCGCAAACAUGCAGUUCACUGGCUUUUUCGCUGCUCUGUUCGCUUCGACUGCCAUCAUCUUCUGUCACGGCGCGCUAGGCGCCCUCGCCCUCGCUCACGCCCUGUCUAGCCAUAGCACGAUGUCCGCUCCUCUCAGCGAUCGUGCCACCUCGUACGAGAUCGAAAAGCGCGCGAUCAUCGGAGCGCCCAAAUUGAACGGCUUCCACGUGAAUGGUCAUCCUCAGAUAUCGCAAGGCGACUUUCUGCCAAAAAACAGCUUGGGAUUCGAUCGCCACGUCGAGAUCCCUGACAAGCAUACGCUCAAGUGGAGUCAUGCUCACGAUUCAGCACGGCCUUUGCACAUCUUCGAUAGCGAGCGUGGAUGGCUCCUGCAACACGGCGCUCAGCCGACCGACCGCGCCAUCUCCCCCCUCGACUUUCAACGAGGGCUGCGUAAUCAGGGCAUGGCGGACACUUUGAUGAAAGUCUAUCAUUACGAUGGCCCUCGAGCCGGCCAUAUCGUCACCCACGGUCCUGGAUCCUGGCUUCGAGUCACGCGCAGCCAAGCACACAGCUGAAGAGAGAGAGAGAGAGAGAGAGAGAGAGAGAGAGAGAGAGAGAUUCACUCGUGUGCUGUGGUUGAGUUUUCAUCACACUUGAAUGAUAUCAAGUA
Molecule: messenger RNA, 785 nt
Organism: Ceraceosorus guamensis
Lineage: Eukaryota; Fungi; Basidiomycota; Exobasidiomycetes; Ceraceosorales; Ceraceosoraceae
Exons: 5
Coding region: 142-690 (182 amino acids)
Source: RefSeq, a predicted model, not a curated record